This is a messenger RNA of Coregonus sp. 'balchen', 1040 nucleotides long. The record is from the annotation of a GenBank genome assembly. Lineage: Eukaryota; Metazoa; Chordata; Actinopteri; Salmoniformes; Salmonidae.
GAAGUGAUUUGUUGAUAUGCAGAGUGGGCGGCUUCAGGGAAUAUUCACCCAAAGCAGAAGAACCAUCAUGGCCGCUGCCGUAGUAAGAGGUAUUGGCUCUAACCUUGCUAAAAACCUUCGAGAGAUUCGUCUACAUUUGUGCCAGACAUCGCCUGCGAGCCAAGGAGCAAGGUAAUUUCUCAAAUGUGAUUUGAUGGAAUCGAAAUGUGUUAACCAAUGUUAGCAUUAUCAUCAUAGCUAGGUACUUCGCCAGCGGUCACAGCAACCAUCAUAUAACUAGCCCAAGCUACUGGACUGCCAGACAGGCGUUAACGUUACACGUAAAGAGUUGGCAAACAAUUGCAAUCAGCUCAACUGAAAUCAUUUGCAGAUCACGCACUUAUCUAACUAGUUACAGCUCUACAACAUAUUUUCUAUGAUUUAUCGUGAUAUUCAUUCAACAGUAUGCAUCUAGAAGUUGCUGCUUAAUCAGUCAGCUACAUUGCUCUUUGCCCGUUACCAGUGAGAUAAUUGGCUCCCUUGUUUAAUAGCUAGCUAUUUCACUACUAUGGAAUAGUAUGUGGAUAGUAAAUAGUAUUAUGAAAUGGUGAAAUAACUAUUUCACUGUUAUUCCAUGUUCUUCAGGGAUUUUGUGGAGCAGCACUAUGUGGAACUGAAGAAGGCAAACCCCACAUUCCCCAUCCUCAUCAGGGAGUGCUCGGGUGUUCAGCCUAAACUUUGGGCUAGAUAUGGUGAUUGACAUGUUUUAACUGUAUGCCAAUUCAACUGCAAUGUUUAUGGCCAUGUAUUCAUUUGGUUCUUUCAAAUGUACCUUUUUUUUUUGCAGAUUUUGGUAAGGAGAGCAGUGUGGCCCUUGACAAUAUGAACGCUGACCAAGUGGCUAAAGCUCUGGAGACAGUUGUGAAAUCAAAAGCAUGACCAACCCAGCACUCUAAAGACACCUUUCCAACCAUGAGAUAGUGUCCAUUUGUAAAUUACAUGUAUCACAAAUCUCCAUUGCUGUUCUAAUAAAUCUGAGUACUAACUUGUAACUAGCUGCU